Molecule: messenger RNA, 1377 nt
Organism: Mesorhabditis spiculigera
Lineage: Eukaryota; Metazoa; Nematoda; Chromadorea; Rhabditida; Rhabditidae
Source: the annotation of a GenBank genome assembly
AUGACGAUCUCAUAUUCGGGGAACUUCUUCCGGUUGCUCGCCCGGUGGAAGGGGUCCAUAUGGCGGUCGACGUGGAAAGAGCUGCUCAUCUACCUCGCAUUAUACUACGCUAUAAAAUUUUUCUACAUGGAGGGUAUCGAUAUGUUUUUUGACACGGACAAGUCGAGGCACGAGGCAAAGCGCUACUUCAUCGGGAUGUGCCGCCAGUUCAACGAGUACACCAAGCUGAUCCCGCUCACCUUUUUGCUCGGCUUCUACGUGUCGAAUGUCGUGGGAAGGUGGUGGCGCCAGUUCGAAUGCUUAGCGUGGCCAGAGGAUCUGCUCUCGCUGCUCGUGUUGGUGAUCCCCGGGGAGGACGAGAGGAGUCAGAGGAGACGGCACGUCAUCGCCAGAUACCUCAAUCUCACGUCAGCGCUGGCUUGGCGUGACGUCUCGUCAAAGCUGCGACUCCGCUUCCCGAAAGUCCGUGACCUCAUCGACGCCGGGCUGAUGACUGAGCAGGAGUAUGUACUGCUCGAAGAUGUCCAUGCCUCGUGCGCGUCGGUGCGCUGGAUGGCACCGCUGCAAUGGGUGCAGCAGAUCAUGAUGGACGAGGUCAAGGACAACAACCCGACCGCCUCGAUCGUCAACAACUUUAUCACCGAGCUGAAGCUGUACCGGCAGUCGUUCCGCAAGAUUUUCUGCCACGACUGGGUGUGCGUGCCGCUCGUUUAUACGCAGGUGGCCGCCUUGGCGACGUACGCCUUCUUCUUCUUCUGCCUGUUCGGACGUCAGUAUUUCCACCAGGACGAUACUGUCGACCUCAAGGUGCCCAUCUUCCUGAUCGUACAAUUCCUGUUCUUCGUCGGCUGGUUCAAGGUGGGCCAAGAUCUGAUGCGGCCAUUCGGAAUGGACGACGACGACAUCGAGCUGAACUGGAUCCUCGAUCGGAAUAUUGCCUGCUCGUUCGCCAUCGUUCACAAGUUGAUCAACACCCGGCAUCCCGAGCUCGGCGAGGGCAACGAGGACAUCUUCUGGAAGAGCCGCGGGGAGCACAUCGAGAUCCCGAAAACUGGCCGACAAGACAAGCUCGAGACCCAUCGGCCCAAGCUGCACGCCUACGUUCGGUUGCCGACGCUAACGCGGCUCAGAAUGCCCAACUCGGACGUGCCGGACGAUGAGAAGGGGGAUCACGUGCUCCGAAGCUGCGCGGCGAUCACCCGCAUCUCUCCUGGUGAUGAUCCUCCUCCAAAAACUGCCCCUCCACAAAAUACCGGUGCUCUCCCCAAAGAAUGGUUAAUGCCGCCGGAGGGCAUUACCGGACUCGCUACAUUAAUAUGCGUGAUGGCAGAUGGCAAGGGCAUGGUGCAAUCGGGCCACUUUCUGGAAUCAUCUUCA